UGUAGGGGAUGGGAUCCGGAGCAGGGGGAGGAGAAUGAUCCGGAGGGAUGUCUGAGGGCGAGGCAGUAUAGGCAAGUACAGCGGGUAUUGAGGAGGGAGAAUCUGCGGGAACACCAACACUGGUGGUUCACAUACGAGCCGAACGUCGCUACUCUAUACAACCUCACUCGAUGCUUCCUCCCUACCGACCAUGCGAACUACACUCGCUGUCCAGACAGGCCGGUGAUUGUCAACGGUUACUGGUGGUCCGCCAUGACCAUACAUCACGGUACUUCCGGCGAGGUCAUAUGGCAAGAAUCAGUCCUCAAGCAGUUCGAGUCAUACGGGAUCAUGACGCUCUUCGUAGGGGCUUAUGAGAACUGGAUCACCGUCGCCGAGAUGAUGCCCAAUGUCUACCGCUUCGUCUGGGCCCCCGAGCUGGAAAUCAUCUCGUGCUUCACCGACCCCCGCUGUGUUGCCGCAGAACACUACGUACCGCCACUCGACGCUGAGGAUCUGAGCCUGUCGGUGCCGAAUGAAGAGAGAGGGGUGAUCCCGAUCUGGCGUCUCCAGAUAGUCGACUAUUGGGGCUCGUUACCGAAAGAGGUAUCGAAUAACGACUGGUACUGGGGCUUGACGGAACACGGGGAGUGGUCAUACCAUUCUCUCGGUACAGCGUGGAUAUCGACACCGUGGCCUAUGCCAAAUCACGUUCACCUUCCAUACUCAAUUGAAGAGUACUGCCUGAGCAUACCUGUCAAGCCGCACGAUGAGCGGAACAACUCCGUCCUCAUCUUCGCCAAGCGGUCCAGCUACUUCCACCUCCCCCAUAUGCCGCCAAAACACUUCUGGACCGACCUGUCCCGCGAGCCCAACUUUGACCUGCUCUCAACGGCGGACGAUGAAGCGGGCAAACCGAUGCCCGAGGGACUCAGCACACUCGGUCGGCAAUCGCGCGAGGCAUACGAGGAUCUCGUCGGUAGCUCCAAGGUGCUGCUCGGGAUGGGUCACCCGCCGAUCUCACCGAGCGUGUAUACGGCCUUAUGUCAAGGCACGCCGGUCGUUCUGCCUUAUCGAGCUCUGGAGCUGAAUUUGUGGAAAGGAGGAUUUGAGUACUAUGCUGGGUAUUAUCAGCAUGGACCCGCCAUGGCGAUCGGACCACCCUACGUCUACUCGUACCAGCAACAGAACUAUACGAUGCUGUUGGAGAUGGUCAAUAAGGCGCUGGUCACCCCGAUCGAGCGAUAUAUCCCCGACGACAUGAAAUUGCCCUACGCCCUCAAACAGUCCAAAGCCUUCCUCAACCGCGAUCUACACGCCAUGUUCCGCAAAGUCCUACGGAAGAACGGCGGGCAGGUGCCCCGUCUCAAGGCCGGCGCGAGGGAACGGUGUGCCGAGAUCAAUCGAUGUGAGAAG
Messenger RNA from Dioszegia hungarica, 1395 nucleotides. RefSeq lists its product as uncharacterized. The record is from RefSeq and is a predicted model, not a curated record. Lineage: Eukaryota; Fungi; Basidiomycota; Tremellomycetes; Tremellales; Bulleribasidiaceae. The transcript is spliced from 11 exons. The annotation marks the transcript as partial.